Stylonychia lemnae is the source of this 1353-nucleotide messenger RNA. The record is from the annotation of a GenBank genome assembly. Lineage: Eukaryota; Ciliophora; Spirotrichea; Sporadotrichida; Oxytrichidae.
AUGACAAACUUUGUAGAUUUAGCAUUACCAGGGAUGCUGCCUGUACUAAAUGAAGAAUGCCUUGAUUUGGCUAUUAAAGCUUCUUUAGCCUUAAAAGGAAAAAUCAAUCAUUAAAUCAAAUUUGACAGAAAACACUAUUUUUACUCAGAUUUACCUUAAGGCUAUCAAAUCACAUAAAAAGAUCAUCCUAUUAUGGAAAGAGGGAAAUUAUACUAUUUUGAUAGGCUAAACUAGCAGAAAUCCUUGACUAUCUAAAGAAUUCAAAUAGAACAGGACUCUGCUAAAAGUUUUCAUGAUUUUGAUAAUUAUGCUUUGAUUGACUACAACAGAGCAGGAAUGCCAUUGCUUGAAAUAGUAACUGAGCCUGAAAUUGAUCAUCCAGAAGAUGGAAAACUAGUUGUAAAAGAAAUACAAGAGCUCUUAAAAGCGCUAGAACUUUCUGAGGCUAAUAUGGAAGAAGGAUAAAUGAGAUGUGAUGUUAAUAUUUCAGUAAGAGAUAAUGAAAGAGGCAUCUAAGGAAACAGAGUUGAGGUAAAGAAUGUGCUAGGAGCAAAGUUUGUUGAAAAAGCAAUUGAGUAUGAGCUUAUGAGGCAUGUUGAAAUGAUUGAAAAAGGAUAAAAUAUUGUGAAAGAGACUAGGAGAUACGAUUCAAUAAAUGAUAAAACAAUAAGCAUGCGCUCUAAAGAAUAAGACCCAGAUUAUAGAUUUUUCUAAGACCCUGAUCUACCAUGCAUAAUCAUAACUCCAGAUAGAAUUAGGAAUGUUGAGAAUAAAAUUAAAAAGACACCUUUUGAAAGAAAAGUGGAGUUUUAAAAAUAAUUCAACUUGGACAUUAUUGAAGUUUAAAACGUGUUCAGCUCUGAUAAACUGAUUUACAUAUUUGAGAAACUAGUAGAUUUAAAUGGUGCUAAUCGUUUGCCUAAAGAUAUUUAUAAUUGGAUUUUUGUCUUUGUUAAUGGAUAAGUAAUUAAGAAGGAUUUGAAUCUUUUUGAAAUUAUUCAAAGCAAUUGUAAAGAUGGAUAAUAUAUAGCAGAUUUGAUUGAUCUAGUUAAAACUGAAAAGUUAUAGAUUUUAAAUGCAAAAGAUAUUUUAUACAGAAUUAUUGAUGGAGAUGGAAGAAUCCCAAUAGCUAUAGCUGAGUCCCUGAAUAUGAUUAAAUCAGAUGAACUUAAUUAUAAUAAAAUUAUAGAUAAAGUACUUGAAUAGAAUAAAAUAACUGUAGAUAAAAUUAAAUAAACAGGAAAAGAUGGUUAAGUUAUGUUUUUAGUGGGAUAGACAAUGAAGGCAAUCAACAAAAAAGGAGAUCCUUAGAAAAUUUAACAGAUUAUAAGAGAAAAAUUAGGAUUAAAAUGA